Ilex paraguariensis (yerba mate) is the source of this 1023-nucleotide messenger RNA. NCBI's taxonomy places the organism in Eukaryota, Viridiplantae, Streptophyta, Magnoliopsida, Aquifoliales, Aquifoliaceae. The record is from the annotation of a GenBank genome assembly.
AUGCAGUCGCCACAAAAAGUCCGACGUUUAGCCAUACACCACUCCUUCAAAAAGAUACGAGAAACGAAGUGUUUCGAACGACUUCGCUCUCUGCUCAUGUUUGAAAAUGCUGAAUGCGUCUACAAUUCAUCUGUGUCUUCGAUCUUAAGCGGUGGUUCUAAGUUACUAAGAGUGUUAGACUUAAGAGGUGCUUCGUUGGAGACAUUCCCACACGAAGUUUGUGAAUUAGUUCAUCUCAGAUAUCUAAGCAUAAGGGGAACACAUGUGAGAUACAUUCCAGCAUCUAUCGGAAAGCUUCGGAUCCUAGAGACCUUGGAUCUGAAACAUAAUUGGAUGAUAGGGUUACCUAUUGAAAUAGGAAAGCUUGAAAAACUUCGGUAUCUUGUGUUUAAUGGUGUUACAGUCCCAGCAGAAAUAGGAAAUUUGUCAUCCUUACAAAAGCUAGCAAGGAUUGCGGCAAACCAAGUCAAUGGCCAAAUUAUACUGGGAGUGAUAGGGAAGCUUACUCAACUAAAGUCUUUAAAAAUUUCCAAGUUGAGAAGAAAACACGGAAUGAUCCUAUGCCCGUCCCUUAAAAAGCUGAGCAACCUUCGCUCAUUGUCUCUUAGUUCCCUUCCUAUACAUGAGAUUGAUAUUCGCUCAUUGUCUCUUAGUUCCCCUCCUAAAUAUGAGUUUGAUUUUCUUGAUCUAAAGACAUUAUCUUUAGGAACUCCAUUUCUAAGAAAACUCUACUUGGAAGGACAUUUAGAGGAGGCACCUGCUUGGAUAUCUUCUCUUCAUAGCCUGGUCAAAGUUAGGUUAUCAAGUAGCAGAUUACGGGAUGACCUAUUGACAUACCUACAAGAUUUGCCUAAUCUCCAACAUCUUGAAUUGCAUGACAAUGCGUGUAAAGAGGUGGAACUAUGUUUCAAGGCCGGAGGGUUUAAGAGCCUCCAAUUUUUAUGGCUUGAAGCAUUAGAAAAACUGAGAUGGGUGAAGUUUGAGCAGGGAGCCAUGCCUCACCUUGAAAAUCUAAUUGUGUAA